UGAUGGAACGCUGGCAAGGCAAGGUAGCGAUCGUAACGGGUGCUAGCUCAGGAAUUGGUGCAGCAACCGUUAAAGCCCUCGCUAAGGCUGGUCUGAUCACGUUCGGUCUGGCACGACGUGUCGAGCGUGUUGAGGAGCUGAAAAGUGAUCUUCCCGGUGAUGCAAAGGACCGGCUACACAGCAUCCACUGUGACAUAACGAAGGAGGAAGACAUUUUGGCCGCUUUCCGGCAGGUGGAGGAACAGUGCGGUGGUGUCGAUGUGCUCAUCAACAAUGCGGGACUAGCGAAGGGUGGUGUCGGUGUGCUGGAUGCUGGCAAUACGCAGGUCAUUCGGGAUGUGUUUGAUACGAAUUUGGUCGGUUUGGCACUGUGCAGCCGGGAAGCGUUCCAAUCGAUGAAGAAACGUUCGGUCGAUGGACACAUUGUGCACAUUAAUAGCAUCCUCGGCCAUAUGGUGGCACCGAUGGGAACGAUCAAUGUGUAUGCGGCGUCAAAGUACGGUGUGACGGCACUGACGGAAACGAUGCGACACGAGCUGAGACUGGCGGGCACGAAGAUUAAAGUGACGAGCAUCAGCCCAGGGCUCGUCCGUACAGAGAUGCCCACCAGCACAGCCCUUGCCGAGCGGCCCUGCCUCGAACCGGAAGACAUUGCGGAUGCGAUCCUGUACGUGCUCGGCACACCGCCGCGGGUGCAGAUACACGAGGUAACGAUCAAACCGGUUGGUGAAGCCGUUUGAGGUUUUGGGUAGA
Molecule: messenger RNA, 753 nt
Organism: Anopheles maculipalpis
Lineage: Eukaryota; Metazoa; Arthropoda; Insecta; Diptera; Culicidae
Product: farnesol dehydrogenase-like
Exons: 2
Coding region: 3-740 (245 amino acids)
Molecular function (GO): oxidoreductase activity
Source: RefSeq, a predicted model, not a curated record